AUGGAGACCUUGACAGAUUACAGUGGCCAGUUGCUACCAAUGGCUGAAGCAUUUUGGGCAGACAUUGUAGAGUCUUACUCACCACAGAGAAUCGAGUUUGUGGGCACUCUGCUGGUUCAGGUGCUGUCAUUCUGGUUUCCUUCGAUAUUGUGCCUAGUCUUAGAUGUUACUGCGCCGGCAUUCUCUCAGAAACACAAAAUCCAACCCGCGCCAAAACAACCUACACGACGCGACAUCCUACAAUGCUUCCUUGUGGUGACGCGAAAUCAGAUACUCUCAUCUGUGCUACAUCUCGCUCUCCUCACUUUAUCUAGCAAAGCGGGAUCCCAAUCCGCAUACCGCGUUGAAGCAUCUCUCCCUGGUGUGGGAGAGUUUAUCCGCGACUUUUUGAUCAGUAUACUUUUGCGCGAGGCCAUGUUCUACUACAGUCAUCGAUUGCUCCAUGUGCCGUAUCUAUAUCGUCGAAUUCACAAAAAACAUCACAAAUUUACAGCACCUAUUGCCCUUGCUGCUCAAUUUGCGCAUCCUAUCGAGCAGAUUUUUGCGAACGCAUUACCGAUCUCCCUGCCACCUCAAUUAUUGCGGAGCCAUGUUUUGACCUUUUGGGUUUUUCUUGCAUGGGAACUGUUUAACACGGCUACGGUACAUAGUGGCUACGACUUUUUCCAUAACAAAGCGAAGAUGCACGACCUGCAUCAUGAGAAGUUCAAUCUGAAUUAUGGGUCGAUUGGACUCUUCGAUUGGCUUCAUGGGACAGAUAAAUUGGGGAAGAGACAUUCUGAGUGA
Molecule: messenger RNA, 786 nt
Organism: Penicillium malachiteum
Lineage: Eukaryota; Fungi; Ascomycota; Eurotiomycetes; Eurotiales; Aspergillaceae
Product: sterol desaturase family protein
Exons: 1
Coding region: 1-786 (261 amino acids)
Biological process (GO): ergosterol biosynthetic process
Molecular function (GO): C-4 methylsterol oxidase activity; iron ion binding
Source: RefSeq, a predicted model, not a curated record